AUGGAUGAUACAACACAUAACAAGAGAGGUCUAGCUAAAAUAAUAAAUACAUUUUAUAUAAAUUGGAACCAUAGAAGACAAAAUUGGAGAGUUAGCUUUUAUUAUAAUUGCUUAACAAUAGUUACUGCUUUAAAUGUUGUAUUUACUUUAAUAUUUCAACAUCUUAUAAAAUCUUUCGAUUUUUUUAUAAAUUAUUCUUGUGAACUUGAACAUAUUAAUUUUGUAUUAAACGAUUUAUUGAUUUUUCUUAUUUUACUUAGCUUUAUAAGCAUAUUUGCAUUUUUUUUAUCGAGAAUCAGUUCAAUAUUCUCUAAUUUUACUAUUAAUGAUUUUAUGUCAUUAGGAAAAUGGAUGGAAAGAAUAGGAUGUACUGUUAAAUGGUUCCCAUGGGCAUUGGCAGUUUUUAUUUUAUUUUGGUUUUCAAUAAACAUAUUUAAUUUAAUUACAUUAUAUGCUACGCCACAUUUAUGGUGUAAGCCUCGUAUUAAUACAUUAGGUACAUAUGUUGUAAAUAAUUGUAGAUUGUAUGAAAGUAAAACAGCAGCAUGCUCAAAUAGUGAUGAUGCUCCAAAUACCAAGACACUAAAUUUCAUUAAAAAAUGCAAUAGUCUAGAAUAUCUUAAAAAUAAUAAUUAUUUUGCAAUUGUCCCAGAUCUUAAUGAUAGAAACUAUGCACAAUGUACUUUUAAUAAUAUUAAUAUUUGCACUUUAUAUAAAGCAUUGAGAAAUAAUCAGCAAUUAUUAGAGGAAUAUAAUAAUUUAAAAUUACCAGGAUGCUUAAAUACCGCUGCAAUGGACAUCGAAGAUUUUUAUGACAAAAACAUACACAAAAGUGAUUUAUAUAAAUAUUCGGAAAUAUUUACAAUUGGAAGCAACGUUAUAUUUUUUAUUAUAAUCUCUUUUUUCUUUUUUAUCAAACGUACAACACAAUUCGAUGGACUCUUUUAUCAAUCAAUAGACAGCUCAGAUAUAUUUAUUUUACGUAUACUUCGGCAUUUUACUCCAUGGUCGUAA
Messenger RNA from Plasmodium vinckei vinckei, 1014 nucleotides. Its product is annotated as conserved Plasmodium protein, unknown function. The coding region runs from base 1 to 1014 and encodes 337 amino acids. The transcript has a single exon. NCBI's taxonomy places the organism in Eukaryota, Apicomplexa, Aconoidasida, Haemosporida, Plasmodiidae. The record is from RefSeq and is a predicted model, not a curated record.